UGUUAUUCAUUUAAAAUAAAAUUCGAAACUAAAUAAAUUAUUUUACGUUAAGGCCAUUACGUUCUGUGCUCUUGGGAGCAAAAUGGUUUGCCGUUUUAAUCCAUUUUACAUAGGUCCCAAUCCACCGCAAUGCUGUGUCCCAGAUGACGCUUCAUCAGCGUUGCCCGACUGUGUUUGUCAGCCAUGUCCGCCAGAAACGGGAUAUCAGGAACCACGACAAAAUAUUGCUGCUGCCUGUACUCCGCCAUCGAGUCCGCCAUCGAGUCCGCCACCGAGUCCGCCACCGAAUCCGCCACCGACACCUGCAGGAUCAGCAACGGCAGGAACAUCUCCCAGCCAAGGUUUCAGCACUCCGGUGAAUCAACAGAAAAUGUCCUGUUCGGCUAGUGCCACAAUUGCCGUCCAAGUAGCCAGAACGUAAUGGAGCAAAGUACACAAUCAGCUUUUUUGUUAAAAUAAAUGCCAAAAUCCUUUUUAAUGUAAACUUGAAAA
Drosophila willistoni is the source of this 492-nucleotide messenger RNA. Its product is annotated as merozoite surface protein CMZ-8. The record is from RefSeq and is a predicted model, not a curated record. Bases 83 to 421 code for a protein of 112 amino acids. The transcript has a single exon. Lineage: Eukaryota; Metazoa; Arthropoda; Insecta; Diptera; Drosophilidae.